AUGGAUCGCGACGAGAUCUCCCACGGCCAGCAUGGCCACGCCGCCGACGACGUUCCUGUUCGCGACGAAAACCGCGAAGCGAACCAGGAUGAAGAAGCUAAGAUGCAACCCACCGACGCAUUCGAGGAGAGGGAUAUUAAAGUCGGAUACAUGAAUGAGGCGGACAGGCAUAUCUAUGAGAGCGGUAUUCAGAAGUUCAGUCGGCUGGGAUGGAAGCGCCUCACUGUCGUGCUUAUUGUUGAAGCGAUUGCACUGGGAAGCUUGUCCAUUCCAUCCACCUUCGCCACUCUUGGCAUGGUUGCCGGCGUGAUCUGCACGGUGGGCCUCGGCUUGGUCGCUAUCUAUACCAGUUGGAUUAUUGGAAAGGUCAAGCUGGCUUUCCCUGAGGUCGCCCAUUAUGCCGAUGUAGGCCGUCUGAUGGGUGCACGUCUCGGGUGUCCUCGCUUUGGUUUUGAAUUAAUUAAUGCGAUGCUUGCUAUUCAAUUGCUUUUCCUUACUGGAUCCCACUGCUUGACGGGUACAAUUGCCUUCCUGAAUAUCACAAAAAGUGACGUGUGCUCAGUGGUAUUCGGUGUUGUAUCCGCAAUUAUCUUGCUCCUCCUCGCGGUUCCUCCUAGCUUUACCGAAAUGGCUGUGCUAGGCUACAUCGACUUUGGCUCGAUUAUUAUCGCCAUUGGUAUUACCGUUAUUGCAACUGGUGUGGAUGCAAGCAAUGCCCCCGGAGGACUCGCGGCCGUGAACUGGUCUGCAUGGCCCAAGGAAGGCAUUUCUUUCUACGAAGCCUUUGUCUCCGUGACCAAUAUCAUUUUCGCCUACAGCUUUGCGCUUUGCCAAUUCUCCUUCAUGGAUGAGAUGCAUACACCAAGAGACUAUGUCAAGUCUAUCUGGGCCUUGGGUAUUAUCGAAAUUGUGAUCUAUACCCUCACCGGGUCUCUGAUUUACGCAUUUGUCGGACAGGACGUUCAGAGCCCUGCUCUUCUGUCAGCUGGUAGCCUGCUCAAGCGUGUCGCGUUUGGCAUUGCGUUACCAGUCAUCUUUAUCAGUGGCUCUAUCAAUACUGUUGUAUUUGGCCGCCUGGUUCAUGGUCGAAUCUUCGCAAACUCUCAACUUCGGUUCAUCAACACCAAGAUGGGGUGGAUUACAUGGCUCGCAACUAUUGCUAUUGGUACUGUUAUUGCUUUCAUUAUCGCUGAAGUUAUCCCCUUCUUCAACGACUUGCUUUCGAUUUCUUCGUCCCUUUUCAUUUCUGGAUUCACAUUCUACUUCCCCCCAAUGAUGUGGUUCCUGCUUCUCAAAAAGGGUAGCUGGAAGGAGCCCAAGAACAUCCUAUUCGGAGUGAUUAACUUGAUUAUUUUCAUCAUUGGAAUCGUCACCCUGGUUGCAGGAACCUAUUCCAGCAUUGCUGAUAUCAUCAGCAAGUAUGCUGCUGGCACUGUGCAUGGUGUUUUUACCUGUGGCUCACCCGAAUAA
Messenger RNA from Penicillium verhagenii, 1470 nucleotides. RefSeq lists its product as uncharacterized. The record is from RefSeq and is a predicted model, not a curated record. The transcript has 2 exons. Gene Ontology annotation, cellular component: vacuolar membrane. Bases 1 to 1470 code for a protein of 489 amino acids. Gene Ontology annotation, molecular function: amino acid transmembrane transporter activity. NCBI's taxonomy places the organism in Eukaryota, Fungi, Ascomycota, Eurotiomycetes, Eurotiales, Aspergillaceae. Gene Ontology annotation, biological process: amino acid transmembrane transport.